CUCUCUCCGCCGGCCAUCAGCUGGGGGUCGCGGAUCGGCGGACGCGGGGCCCAAGGCGGGGCCGGGGCCGGGACCGGGGCGUGGCGUCUGCUCUGCCCCGCGGAGGAAGAGGAGGCCGCGCCGCGCCGCUCAUUGGCUGCUGCCAGGCAGGUGCAUCCUCAGCCAAUCAGAGCCGCCAGGGGCGGAGCCCUCGGGGCUCACCUGGCGGCUGCGGCGCUGCCCGGCUCAGUGGCGUCGGAGCCGCGGAGCACCUGCGAGUUCGCGGAAGUCCGGCCCGACUGUAGCUCGGCCCAGCCCAGCCCGAGCCGAGCCGACCGCGCCCGGCCCUCGCCCUCGCUCGGCCCCCGCCGGCGCGCCAUGGGUCCUCCACGCCGCGGUUCUCCCGCGCUGUCGCUGCUGCUGCUGCUGCAGGUCUCCUCGACGCUCUGCCAGGAGCCCGAGCCCUGCCACCCCGGCUUUGGCGCCGAGAGCUACAGGUUCACCGUGCCCCGGCGGCACUUGGAGAGAGGCCGAGUCCUGGGCAGAGUGUACUUCGAAGGCUGCACAGGCCGACCGAGGACGGCCUACUUCUCUGACGACUCUCGCUUCCAAGUGGGCACGGACGGCGUGAUCACCGUGAAGCGGCCCCUGCAGCUGCACAGGCCGGAGACCAGUUUCCACGUCCACGCCUGGGACUCCAGCUACAGGAAGCUCUCCACCAAGGUCACGCUGAAGGCCGUGGGGCCGCACCGCAACCACCACCAUCGCCAUGAGUCUUCCCCUGGAGCCAGCACGGAAGUGCUCACGUUUCCCGACUCCCACCAUGGUCUCAGAAGACAGAAGAGGGACUGGGUUAUUCCUCCCAUCAGUUGCCCAGAAAAUGAAAAAGGCCCAUUUCCUAAAAACCUGGUCCAGAUCAAGUCCAACAGGGACAAGGAGACCCAGGUCUUCUACAGCAUCACCGGCCAGGGAGCCGACACGCCGCCUGUUGGUGUCUUCAUCAUCGAGAGGGAGACGGGAUGGCUGAAGGUGACGGAGCCUCUGGACCGAGAACACAUCGCCAAGUACACGCUCUUCUCUCACGCCGUGUCGUCUAACGGGAACGCCAUUGAGGACCCGAUGGAGAUCGUGAUCACGGUGACGGACCAGAACGACAACAGGCCUGAGUUCACCCAGGAGGUCUUCAAGGGCUCGGUCAUGGAAGGCGCGCUACCAGGAACGUCCGUGAUGCAGGUCACGGCUACGGACGCGGACGAUGACGUGAACACCUACAAUGCUGCCAUCGCCUACGAAAUCCUCAGCCAGGAGCCCGAGCUGCCGCACAAGAACAUGUUCAGGAUCAACCCGCAGACCGGAGUCAUCAGUGUGGUCACCACCGGGCUGGACCGAGAGACGUACCCCGAGUACACCCUGGUCGUUCAGGCUGCUGACCUCCAAGGCGAGGGCUUGAGCACCACGGCGGAAGCGGUGAUCACGGUCACUGACAUCAACGACAACCCUCCCGUCUUCAACCCCACCACGUACGUGGGCCAGGUGCCCGAGAACGAGGCCAACUACCUGGUUGCCACGCUCAAAGUGACCGACAAAGAUGAGCCUAACACCCCGGCCUGGGAGGCUGUGUACACCGUAUUGAACGAUCCUGAGGGCCAGUUCAUUGUCACCACGGACCCGGCCACCAAUGACGGCAUCCUGAAGACAGCCAAGGGCUUGGACUUCGAGGCGAAGCAGCAGUACAUUCUCCACGUGACCGUGCAGAACGCCGUCCCCUUCGAGGUGGCCCUCCCCACCUCCACGGCCACCGUGACUGUGGACGUGGUGGACAGGAACGAAGCCCCCAUCUUUGUGCCUCCCGAGAAGAGGGUGGAGGUGCCCGAGGACUUCGGCGUGGGGCUAGAAAUCACAUCCUACACCGCCCGGGACCCGGACACAUUCAUGCAGCAGAAGAUAACGUAUCGGAUUUGGAGGGAUGCCGCCAACUGGCUGGAGAUUAACCCAGAGACGGGUGCCAUCUCCACGCGGGCGGAGCUGGACCGGGAGGACACAGACUAUGUCAAGAACAGCACGUACACGGCGCUCAUCAUCGCCACGGACAACGGUUCCCCACUUGCCACCGGCACUGGAACCCUUCUCCUGAUCCUGUCUGACGUGAAUGACAACGCGCCGGUGCCUGACCCGCGCAGGAUGGACUUCUGCCAGAGGGACCCACAACCUCAGCUCAUAAACAUCAUCGAUCCCGACCUUCCUCCCAAUACCUCCCCCUUCACCGCAGAGCUCACGCACGGGGCCAGCGUCAACUGGACCAUUGAGUACAGUGACCCACGUCAAGAGUCUAUCAUUUUGAAGCCAAAGAAGACUUUAGAGCUGGGCGACUACAAAAUUAACCUGAAGCUCGCAGACAACCAGAACAAAGACCAGGUGACCACCCUGGAUGUGCUCGUGUGUGACUGCGAGGGCGCCGUCAACAACUGCAUGCGGGCCACGUACGUGGAAGCGGGCCUGCAGGUCCCCGCCAUUCUGGGCAUUCUCGGAGGAAUCCUGGCUCUGCUCAUCCUGGUUCUGCUACUGCUGCUGUUUGUCCGGAGGAGAGGGGUGGUCAAAGAGCCCUUACUGCCCCCAGAGGACGACACCCGGGACAACGUGUAUUACUACGACGAGGAAGGAGGCGGAGAGGAGGACCAGGACUUUGACUUGAGCCAGCUGCACAGAGGCCUGGAUGCUCGGCCCGAAGUCAUUCGCAAUGACGUGGCCCCGACCCUCAUGAGUGUGCCCCAGUACCGCCCCCGACCUGCCAAUCCUGACGAAAUCGGGAACUUCAUUGAUGAGAACCUGAAGGCGGCCGACAGCGACCCCACGGCGCCCCCGUACGACUCCCUGCUGGUGUUCGACUACGAGGGCAGCGGCUCCGAGGCUGCCAGCCUCAGCUCCCUGAACUCCUCAGAGUCCGACCAAGACCAGGACUACGACUACCUGAACGAGUGGGGCAACCGCUUCAAGAAGCUGGCGGACAUGUACGGGGGCGGCGAGGACGACUAGGGGCCCUGAGAAGGGCGGGGCCCCCAGAGGCGGCUGCGGGCGAGGCGCAGGGGACGCCGCUGUGGUUUCUCGGCUCCCCUCCUCCUUCCAGCUGAGUUCCCGGGAAAGACCCCGAUCAAGGGUGCAGUGAAAGGUAGUUAGGAUUUCCCUCUGUCGCUGUCGUCUGUGUGUGGUAGAAAGGUUUUUGACUUACUCCUCCAGUUUUUCUGACACGUCAUGAUGUCCCAGAGGCCCCCAGAUGUGAAUGUUCCAAAAGGAACAAACUCCAUCCACUCCCACGUGGCUGCGCCAGCAAUUUGCAGAUUUCCCUUAGGGGCCUUUGUCUGGACCUUCACAGGAAGGGGGGUCAGCUGCCCUGGCGGUCUGCUUCUCUCCCCAUCCUGGCACCAGGGUCCCCUGUCCCGAACCCCCCCCCCCCACCCCGUCCCGCUCCACCUGCUAGUGUCCCCAGCCAUGCACAAGUGGCCCCGCCGUCUCAGGGCAGGAGGCGGGGUCUCGGGCAGGUCCCGCAGUUGGCUGGGUUCUGUAUCCUCUAGUUCGUGGUUUCCUUUUUCUUCUCUGAGCCCUGAUGUUCCUGGUUCUCCACAAGGGAGCCCGGGCCAGGAGAGGCCAUGGAUCCUCAGGUGACACUUAGUUUUCCAUGUUUCAUCACUGACAUGAAAGAGUGAUUGAUAGUGAGUCCGAGAAUGGUGCCUGCGUGCUGCCACCCAGGACAAGGGGAUGGGAGGGCAGCCUCGCUGCUGCGGGCCCGCCCACCUCACAGCCACAGCAGGAUGCAGGAUGCACCCGGGCUCCCUAUCCAGGGUCUGUGGGCCCUCAUUCUUCCCGAAGCCCAGAAUUCCCAAGUGCCUGCUUUUGAUGGUGUCUGCAAAAUAUGCUGGCUGAUCUGGACACGUUUGCCCAGUUCCAAGUGUGCACAGAAAACUAAGAAUGUUGCAGCUUCCAGUUUAUUUUCCUUAGGAGCAGGAAUUAAACAGCGCCCUGAAGGGUGUUAAGGAGUUGGUGUUGUGGUGCAGUGGGUUGCGAGCCCAGCAUCCCACGUGGGGACACUGGUUCCAUCCGGGUUACUCGGCUUCUGACCCAGCUCCCUGCUACAGUGCCUGGGAAAGCAGUGAAUGAUGGCCCAGGUAUGUGGGCGCCUGCACCUACGUGGGAGGCCCAGAUGGAAUUCCUGACUCCUGGUUUCAGCCUGGCCUAGACCUGGCUGUUGUAGCCAUUUGGGGAGUGAACCAUCGAUCUUUCACUCUCUCCCUCGCUCGCUGUCGCUCUAACUUUCAGACCAAUCAACCAAUCAGUCUUUUAAAAAAUGUUAAACAGAUCUUGAUUUGGAUUUUUUUUUUUAAUUCAAAAUGCAAAUCUCAACUUUUGACAACCACAGGAAGAGUUUCAUUGAGAUUGCUUUACUGCCUGUCAGCUGUUUUUGGAAGAAGAAGAAAAUCAUCUGUGCAGUCACUUGUUGGGGUUAUCUUCACUUUCCUGCGGUUCCGACUGUGUCUAAUGCAGUUCUGUAUAGAGAAAGUCACUGUAGUUCCGAGUGCAUUUGUGUGUGGGUGCUGAUAAUUUUGUAUUUUCAUUGGAGGUGAAAAAGGAAAGCAACUCAAGCCCGGAAAAUUAUUCUCAAAGAUGCAUUUUUAUAAACUUUAUUAAAGAAUUUUGUUAAACCAC
Messenger RNA from Oryctolagus cuniculus (rabbit), 4677 nucleotides. It is a transcript of the gene CDH1, whose product is annotated as cadherin 1. NCBI's taxonomy places the organism in Eukaryota, Metazoa, Chordata, Mammalia, Lagomorpha, Leporidae. Gene Ontology annotation, cellular component: catenin complex; cytoplasm; apical junction complex. The record is from RefSeq and is a predicted model, not a curated record. Gene Ontology annotation, molecular function: beta-catenin binding; calcium ion binding; cadherin binding. Gene Ontology annotation, biological process: cell-cell junction assembly; cell migration; cell-cell adhesion mediated by cadherin.